Bombyx mandarina (wild silkworm) is the source of this 4072-nucleotide messenger RNA. It is a transcript of the gene Nrx-IV, whose product is annotated as neurexin-4. Lineage: Eukaryota; Metazoa; Arthropoda; Insecta; Lepidoptera; Bombycidae. The record is from RefSeq and is a predicted model, not a curated record.
GACAACGUUCGUAAUGAUCAAACACUUCUUUUAAGUUUAAUUUUAAUUUUCGAGUAAUAAACUGCAGUAUUGGUUUUCUACUACAUUUAAUAUAAUUAUGAAAUGAUGACUGGAUUUCAGUAUUAUUUAUUUGUUUUGCUUUGUUAUAGCAUUACAAAAUCCGGUGCAGAUUUCGUGCGUUAUUAUUACGAUUACGAAUGCAAUGAGCCUUUGGUAGCUAACUCUAAACUAUCGGCUACUUCAAGCUUACGUGAUAGAGGACCCGAGAAUGCUAAGCUAUAUGGGACAUCGGCUUGGACGCCCUUCGAGAACUCGUACUACCAGCAUCUGACCCUGGACUUCCACAAGCGCGUGGAACUGCGCGGUAUUGCCACAAAGGGGAGGUACGCGACAGACGAAUAUGUCACGGAGUACAUGCUUCAGUACUCUGACGACGGGGAGAGUUGGAAACUUGUGGCCAGGAGGGAUGGGUACACGCAGAUGUUUCACGGGAACCAAGACGGUGACACAGUGCGAAAAAACGAAUUCGAAGUGCCUAUAAUAGCUCAAUAUUUGCGUAUUAACCCGAUGAGAUGGCGGGACAAAAUAUCUAUGAGAGUGGAAGUUUAUGGCUGCGAUUACGUCGCCGACACUCUGUACUUCAACGGGUCGUCGUUAAUAAAAAUGGACCUGCUCCGGGACCCGAUAUCGGCGUCCCGGGAAGUGAUCCGGUUCCGGCUGAAGACGAGCACGGCGUCGGGCGCGCUGCUGUACUCGCGCGGCACGCAGGGCGACUACCUGGCGCUGCAGCUCAGGGACAACCGGCUCGUGCUCAACAUUGAUUUGGGGUCCGGCAUGUCUACGUCUCUGUCUGUGGGCAGUCUUCUGGACGACAACAUUUGGCACGACGUAGUCAUAUCUAGGAACAGAAGGGACAUCAUCUUCUCUGUGGACCGAGUUAUAGUGCAGGAGAGGAUCAAGGGAGAAUUCUCCAGACUCAACUUGAACAGAGCUCUGUACAUAGGGGGCGUACCGAAUUUACAAGAAGGUCUAGUUGUGAACCAGAAUUUCACAGGCUGCAUAGAGAACAUGUACCUCAACGCGACCAACGUUAUACAAGAUUUGAAAAAGGGCUAUGAGAGUGGCGAACCAUUUAAGUUCCAGAAACUGAACACCCUGUACGCGUGUCCGGAACCCCCCGUAGUGCCGGUGACGUUCCUGAAGGAAGGCUCGUACGCCAAGCUGCGCGGGUACUCCGGCGGCAGCGCGCUCAACGUGUCGCUGGAGUUCAGGACCUACGAGCUGCAGGGGCUGCUCGUGUACCACCGGUUCAACACCGAGGGAUAUGUUAAGGUAUAUCUUGAAGAUGGUAAAGUGAAAGUAGAGUUGGAGACGGCCGGAUCUCCUCGCGUGAAGCUGGACAACUACGUGGAGCUGUGGAACGACGGUCGCUGGCACUCGCUGAUGCUGACCCUGGCCCCGGACUCGCUGGUGCUGUCCAUGGACUCCAGAGCUGUGCACACGUCAAAGAGACUGCGAUUUCUUACCGGCAGCUAUUAUUUUAUAGCUGGAGGCAAAGCCCCACCGCGCGGCUUCAUCGGUUGCAUGCGCAAGAUUUCCGUGGACGGGAACUACCGCCUGCCGACGGACUGGAAGAAGGAGGACUACUGCUGCCCCAACGAGCUCGUGUUCGACGCCUGCCAGAUGAUCGACAGGUGCAGCCCCAACCCCUGCGAGCACGGCGGCCGCUGCGCGCAGACCGCCGACGAGUUCUCCUGCAACUGCCGCGACACGGGCUACGCCGGCGCCGUGUGCCACACGUCGGUGCACCCGCUGUCGUGCCAGGCGUACCACAGCGUGUCGGCGGCCCGGCGCUCCGCCAGCGUGCACAUCGACGUGGACGGCUCCGGCCCGCUGCCGCCCUUCCCCGUCACCUGCGAGUUCUACUCGGACGGCCGCGUGAUAACGUCGGUGAAGCACUCGGUGUCGCAGAGCACGGUGGUGGACGGCUACCAGGAGGCGGGCAGCUUCCGGCAGGACGUCAUCUACGACGCCAACCGGGCGCAGCUCGAGGCCCUGCUCAACAGAUCUGUGUCCUGCUCGCAGCGACUGGACUACUGGUGCAGGCACUCGAGGCUUAUGAACUCGCCUAGCGAGGAGUCCAACUUCCAGCCGUUCGCGUGGUGGGUGUCCCGCUCCGGCCAGCGCAUGGACUACUGGGCCGGCGCCACGCCCGGCUCGCGCAUGUGCGCCUGCGGCCUGCUGGGCUCCUGUCUCGACAACACCAAGUGGUGCAACUGCGACGCAGAGUACGCGCAGCUGCGUCCCGAGGAGUUCCAGUCGGACGGCGGCGACAUCACGGAGAAGGAGUUCCUGCCGGUGAAGCAGCUGCGCUUCGGCGACACCGGCAGCCACCUCGACGAGAAGGAGGGCCGCUACACGCUCGGGCCACUGCUGUGCGAGGGGGACGAUUUGUUCAACAACGCGAUCACGUUCCGCGUGGCCGACGCCAUCAUCCUGCUGCCGACGUUCGACCUGGGGCACAGUGGCGACAUCUACUUCGAGUUCAAGACGACCAAGGAGAAUGCUGUUUUGCUGCAUUCCAAGGGCCCGCAAGACUACAUAAAGCUGUCAAUAAUCGGAGGGGAUCAACUGCAGCUGCAGCUGCAAGUGGGUGACACGCCUCUAGGGGUGUCGGUGGAGACCAGCAACCGUCUGGCUGACAACCAGUGGCACUCCGUGUCCAUCGAAAGGAAUAGGAAGGAGGCCAGGCUGGUGGUCGAUGGAGCCUUGAAGAACGAGAUCCGCACUGUGGGCGGCACGGCGCGCGCCCUGCAGCUGUCCACGGGCCUCGCGCUGGGCGCCGCGCUGGACCGCAGCGACGGGCUGGUGGGCUGCCUGCGCGCCCUGCUGCUCAACGGCAGGCCCGUGCACCUGGCGCCGCUCGCCCGCACCGGGCUGUACGGCAUAUCCGAGGGCUGCGUCGGCAAGUGCUCGUCGUCGCCGUGCCUCAACAACGGCACGUGCAUCGAGGGCUUCGACUCGUACACGUGCGACUGUCGCUGGACCGCCUUCAAGGGCCCCAUCUGUGCGGACGAAAUCGGCGUAAAUCUCCGACCGAACUCGUUGAUCAAGUACGACUUCCUGGGCUCGUGGCGCUCCACCAUCGCUGAGAAGAUCAGGGUCGGCUUCACCACCACCAACCCGAAGGGGUUCCUACUCGGCUUCUACUCGAACAUUUCAGGAGAGUACUUGACUCUGAUGGUCUCCAAUUCCGGUCACCUGCGCGUCGUGUUCGACUUCGGCUUCGAGCGGCAGGAGAUCGUGUUCCAGGGGAAGCACUUCGCGCUGGGUCAGUACCACGACGUGCGGCUGGCGCGGCGGGACAGCGGCGCCACGCUCGCGCUGCAGGUGGACAGCUACGAGACGCAGGAGUACCGCUUCAACAUCAAGGAGUCUGCGGACGCGCAGUUCAACAACAUCCAGUACAUGUACAUCGGCCGCAACGAGUCCAUGGGCGAGGGCUUCGUGGGCUGCGUGAGCCGCGUGGAGUUCGACGACAUCUACCCGCUCAAGCUGCUCUUCCAGCAGGACCCGCCGCCCAACGUCAGGAGCCUCGGAGGAGGAGUUUUGCAUGAGGACUUCUGCGGCGUGGAGCCCGUGACGCACCCGCCCGAGCCCGUGGAGACCCGGCCGCCGCCCGCACUCGACCUGCAGCACGAGAUCAACUUCCGGAAGACGGACGAAGCCAUACUCGGAACGGUGCUGGGGUUCAUCUUCCUGCUGCUGGUGGUGGUGGCGGUGGUGCUGGUGCGCGCGCUGUCGCGGCACAAGGGCGAGUACCUGACGCAGGAGGAGCGCGGCGCGGACGGCGCGGCCGACCCCGACGCCGCCGCGCUGGCCGCCGCCACCGGACCGCGCGUCACCAAGCGCAGGGAGUUCUUCAUCUAACUCUACAGCUGCAACAAACUACACCCACACAAAUCACACCAAAAGCAAUUUUCUAUACAUUACAUUGAAGAGUGAAGGGCUGUUUGGUUUAAACGACAGUUUUGUAACUUUACAGGAGAGCCAUUUCAAGAUUAAGAUUGGA